Molecule: messenger RNA, 1688 nt
Organism: Pyrus x bretschneideri (Chinese white pear)
Lineage: Eukaryota; Viridiplantae; Streptophyta; Magnoliopsida; Rosales; Rosaceae
Exons: 5
Coding region: 475-1371 (298 amino acids)
Source: RefSeq, a predicted model, not a curated record
UAAUCUUUAGUCUCAAAAUUUGUACUACAGUCUGCAGCUUUUCCCUUCGCUCCUUCUUGUUUUUGGUCGAGCUCUUUUGGAAGGAGAAAGCGAAUGAAUUUUUACCCUUUAUGUGCUCGUGUGAGUGUAUCAUUGGCAGCCAAAGCGGCAAUACUUAUUUCAUGUGCUACUCUUUUUUAUUCGAGCGAUAUUCUAACUUAACCAAAAUUACACUGGUGCAAUUCAAACUUUGAAGUCACAUUGUUUUAGCCAAAUUGCUUCUGUCCAAGCCUAUCGUAUGCCGAAAUGUUUAAUCCCACACAAAUAUAAAACUCAUUUAAACUACAUCUUCCCACAAACAGAAGCACAUUUUACAGAUUUUGGAAGUCUGCAUGUUUUCAUGCUUAUGAAUUAUAAAACUCAAACCCCUUAAAAGAAGACCAUUCCAAAUUGACAAGUCAGAAGAAGAAAAGCUCAUUCCAUUUGAUCUCCACCAUGGAAGACUCACCAUACGGUUCGAGAAGGCGAGAUGAGCCGGAGUUCAACCUGAGAGAGUGGGCUGUGAAGGCCAGAAUCAGCCGCGAAAACCCGAAGUCUAGAAGGUUUUCGGCUUCUUACAUUCGAAGCUUCAGAGAGGACACAAGGUCUUUCAGAUCAAACAUUACAAUCUCCAGCACUGCUUCUUCCCCUGGCUAUAACUUAAGAGAUGAAAUCGACCCAGCAACGUACUCAUUCACCACAGCCCUCAAAGCGUUGCAGGCAAGGUCCGCUCAUCACAGUUGGGAAACGUCAUCACCGGAAGGGUUUGCUUUGAAUUCAAAGUGGAACGAAGCAGAGAAAUACAUAUGCAACCCUCUAUCAGGGCAGGUUCCAAUGGAGUGUUUAUCUGCAAAAACACUUAGCGGAAGAUCGUUUCGAAACGUAACGAAUCGAAUCACAAUGUCUGCACCUCUUGUUUACUCUUCCCACUCGAGACCAAUCCAUACAAGCAACAUUGCCAAGCCUUUUUCUAAUCCUACAAAAGAAGAUUUGGCUCGUCAAUUUCCAAUUCCAGAGAAGCAAAUAGAUGGAAUGAGAGAUGUGGGAACUCAAAGCACUCCUCCUGAUUUGAGUUCAAGUAGUUGUCCUAGCUCUACUUCAACCCCUCCGAUCGUAGUGAGAUCGUCAAAUCGAUUUCGAGGAGGAGAUUCGUCUAAAACAAGUGCAAAAUCAAAAUCUGAUGAAGAGGUGGAAGUGAAAGAUACAAAAGAAGAAACAAAAAGAGAAAAGGAAAAGCAGAAGUGCAGGCUAGGUGGGUGCUUCCCAUGGAUGAGAAAAAGGUACAGAGAGAAACAUAGACCAAAAAACAAGAAGAAUAACUUUCUUUCUCAUCUGAAUCUCAAAGGGUUCUGAGAAAAUUAAAUUAUUAUCAGGAGCUGAAAUUAUUAAUAUGGUAAAAAACGAAGAAAGAGAAGUGAAUAUUUGCAGGGUGAAAGCAGAGAUUCUCUGUGUCUUUUGAGAAAUCUUUUGCAGAGAGGAAGAAAAAAGAACAAUCCAUCAAUGUAUUAUUAUGUUUACGUUUUAUGUAGUAAUACUUUGAGGCACUGAUGAUGUUAACGUUUUGUUCUUGUUAUGUUCAAAUUGGCUGACAUCUUUGGGCUUCACUGUUGCUUUUUGUUUGUCCGCUUUUGAAUACGAAUCGAAAUAUGAAGAUCUUGGAGUAAAUACUU